This is a messenger RNA of Pyricularia pennisetigena, 1047 nucleotides long. RefSeq lists its product as uncharacterized. Gene Ontology annotation, cellular component: cytoplasm. Gene Ontology annotation, molecular function: dimethylallyltranstransferase activity; (2E,6E)-farnesyl diphosphate synthase activity. NCBI's taxonomy places the organism in Eukaryota, Fungi, Ascomycota, Sordariomycetes, Magnaporthales, Pyriculariaceae. The transcript has 2 exons. Gene Ontology annotation, biological process: trans, trans-farnesyl diphosphate biosynthetic process. Bases 1 to 1047 code for a protein of 348 amino acids. The record is from RefSeq and is a predicted model, not a curated record.
AUGGCCGCUUCAAAAACAACACUUCAAGAGUUCGAGGCCGUCUUCCCCAAGCUUGAGGAGGUCCUGCUCGAGCAUGCCAAGUCUUACAAGCUGCCCGAGGGCGAGUUGGCAUGGUACAAGAAGAGCCUUGAAACAAAUGCCAUCGGUGGCAAAUGCAACCGCGGCAUGUCCGUCCCCGACUCGGUCUCAGCCCUCCUCGAGCGUCCCCUCUCCGAAGACGAGUACUUCAAGGCGGCGACCCUCGGUUGGAUGACGGAGCUCUUGCAGGCAUUCUUCCUCGUCUCGGACGACAUCAUGGACUCCUCCAUCACCCGCCGCGGCCAGCCGUGCUGGUACCGUCAGGAGGGCGUGGGCAUGGUGGCCAUCAACGACGCCUUCAUGCUCGAGGCUGCCAUUUACACCCUUCUGAAGAAGUUCUUCCGCGACCACCCCGCCUACGUAGACCUGAUGGAGCUCUUCCACGAGGUUACAUACCAGACCGAGAUCGGACAGCUGUGUGAUCUGCUCACCGCCCCCGAGGAAAAGGUCAACCUCGACAACUUCAGCAUGGAGAAGUACCGGUUCAUUGUCAUCUACAAGACCGCCUACUACUCCUUCUACCUCCCCGUCGCUCUGGCUCUGCACCAGCUCAACAUCGGCACCCCCGAGAACCUCAAGGUUGCCGAGGACAUCCUGAUCCCCAUGGGAGAGUACUUCCAGGUCCAGGACGACUACCUCGACAACUUUGGUCUCCCGGAACACAUUGGCAAGAUUGGUACCGACAUCAUGGACAACAAGUGCAGCUGGCUCGUCAACCAGGCUCUGUCCAUUGCCACUCCUGAGCAGAGGCAGAUUCUGGAGGAGAACUAUGGCCGCAAGGACAAGGCCAAGGAGGCUGUCAUCAAGAAGCUCUACGACGAUAUGGGUCUGGAGCAAAUUUACAAGGACUAUGAGGAGAAGGUGGUCGGCGAGAUCCGUGAGAAGAUUUCCAAGAUUGAUGAGAGCAAGGGACUGAAGAAGAGUGUGUUUGAGACGUUCCUCGAGAAGAUCUACAAGAGGAGCAAAUAG